Molecule: messenger RNA, 738 nt
Organism: Rotaria sp. Silwood1
Lineage: Eukaryota; Metazoa; Rotifera; Eurotatoria; Philodinida; Philodinidae
Source: the annotation of a GenBank genome assembly
AUGAUGAAAGAGCUCGGGUUGAAACCAUAUCGUCCUCAAUUAUUGCAUGCCUUAAGCGAGGAUGAUCCCGACAGGCGUUGUGAAUUUGCUGAUGUCUUUCUUCAGUUAGCCGCUGAUGAUUCUUCGUUUCCUGAUCGAAUACUUUGGACUGACGAAGCUAUUUUCAAGCUAAAUGGACAUGUUAAUCGACAUAAUUGCGUCUACUACGCUGUUGAGAACCCUCACAUCGUCAUUACUAAAGAAAUAAAUGCUCCCGGUAUUACUGUAUGGGCUGGCAUUUGGUCUGGAGGUCUUAUUGGACCGUUCUUUUUUCAUGAUUCCGUUACUGCAAACAGUUUUCUCGAAAUGUUAAAGAAAGAAAUUAUUCCUGCUAUUAAAUCUCGAAUGAAUUUACAAGAAAUGUUCUACAUGCAUGAUGGAGCUCCAUCUCAUUAUGCUCAACCUGUUCGACACUUCUUAGAUAAAACUUUUCGUAAUCGGUGGAUUGGUCGGCGAGGAGCAAUUGAAUGGCCAGCACGAUCUCCGGAUCUCAUUCCAACAGACUUUUUUUUAUGGGGCGUAAUCAAAGAUUAUGUGUAUGCGAAAAAACCUCAAAACCUUCAAGCACUUAAGAAUGCUAUUGUUACAGAAAUGCAAAGCCUGCCAGCUGAAUUAUGUCGAAAAGCUUGUCAAACAGUACCUUACAGACUUCAACUCUGUAAAGAUAAUGAGGGAGAGCAUAUUGAACAAUAUCUCUGA